AUGAAAAUGACAUAUAACCUCAAAAACAAACAGGAUGGUUUUAAUUUUGUUGUUUUAGGGUUUAUAAUAUAUCUGUCUUGAAAUUAAGGUGUUGAAUUCAAUAUGACUUUAUUGAAAUUACGUUCGGCACCAGUCGUCCUGAUUGAAGAUGAUUACAACAUCAAUAUUUUACCUCUAGUAACUAGUUUAGUAGAAGACAAACUAAAAAUAAACUUAUUUUCCUAUGAACAAUCUAUCAAACUAUGGGAAAAGGUGUUUCAAAACCAAGCCGUCGAGUACUACCAAGAAUUUGAUCCAGAGAGUUAUAUUGAAUGUAUAAAACAACCUUGUCAUGUUUUCAUAGAUUCCGUUACUCAAAUGUCCAUGCAUAUGGGUUGGCACAAAUGUUUGACGUACAUAAGAAAACUUAAAAGCCACGAAAAUGUUGUUAAACUAAUACUAGUACUGCAUAAAGAUUGUAUACAAAUGCAUUCCAAAUUACAAAAACAUUUAAUGCACUUGGCACAUGCUACUAUUACGUACAGUGAAAAUAACCCCUUUCAAAUAGCAGUACAAAUAAAAUUAGGCAAUAAGUUCGUAAAAACAGAGGAACUAUUGUCCUAUGACAAUAUUACAUCCAUGUUAAAAUGUGAGAGAAUAACAAAGGAGGUGAUAAAAGAUGAAGAGCCAGCUAAACCAAAUCCGGGCAACCUCACAACAUUUAAAAUAGAGGUAGAUCAAACGCAGCAAUUGGAGAAGCAUAAUCUGAAGUUGCCAUAUAUGAGUAAAAUAAAUGAAGGCAAAAGUAAAGUUUAUUAUGAACCAGAUGCAGUUGAUGACUGGGAUGAGGAAGACCCAGAUGAAGAUCUUGAUAUUUAA
Papilio machaon (common yellow swallowtail) is the source of this 858-nucleotide messenger RNA. It is a transcript of the gene Elp5, whose product is annotated as elongator complex protein 5. NCBI's taxonomy places the organism in Eukaryota, Metazoa, Arthropoda, Insecta, Lepidoptera, Papilionidae. The record is from RefSeq and is a predicted model, not a curated record. Gene Ontology annotation, biological process: tRNA wobble uridine modification. Gene Ontology annotation, molecular function: tRNA binding. Gene Ontology annotation, cellular component: nucleus; cytosol; elongator holoenzyme complex. Bases 103 to 858 code for a protein of 251 amino acids. The transcript has a single exon.